AUGGCCGCGCCCAUUGUGUACGACAGUGUGAAGAAGAAGAAGCAGUAUUAUAAGAAACUGUGUAUGGGCUUACAUAGGGAUGCACUGAUCUAUAUUUUUUUAACCUAUAGUACACGUGAUGUUAAGGAAGCACAAAAGCUCAUCGCUGAUGGAGCCAUUUUAGAUAGUCAAAAUUAUAGGAAUUCGACACCUCUUCAUUCAGCUGCUUCCGAGGGGCACAAAGAUGUUGUUAAACUUCUCAUCGGCAAAGGGGCCAAUCUUGAUAGUAGAAAUAAUUUCGGAAGUACACCUCUUCAUUUAGCUGCUUUCAAUGGGCACAAAGAUGUUGUUAAACUUCUCAUCGGCAAAGGGGCAAAUCUUGAUAGUAGAAAUAAUUUUAAAAGUCACAGAAUUGUCACUAAGCUUCUAAUCGAUGGAGGAGCCAAUACUGGUAUUAAAGAUAAUGCGGAUCGUGUACCUUUUAAAUAUGCUGCUCAGAAUG
Molecule: messenger RNA, 481 nt
Organism: Sitodiplosis mosellana (orange wheat blossom midge)
Lineage: Eukaryota; Metazoa; Arthropoda; Insecta; Diptera; Cecidomyiidae
Product: serine/threonine-protein phosphatase 6 regulatory ankyrin repeat subunit A-like
Exons: 5
Molecular function (GO): protein binding
Source: RefSeq, a predicted model, not a curated record